Molecule: messenger RNA, 846 nt
Organism: Penicillium odoratum
Lineage: Eukaryota; Fungi; Ascomycota; Eurotiomycetes; Eurotiales; Aspergillaceae
Product: RTA1 domain-containing protein
Exons: 3
Coding region: 1-846 (281 amino acids)
Cellular component (GO): membrane
Source: RefSeq, a predicted model, not a curated record
AUGAACCAUUCCAACCUUUACGGCUAUGACCCGUCUUACGCGGCAGCUAUCAUAUUCGUGAUUCUGUUCCUGGCUACUACAGGUUACCAUCUCUGGCAAUUAAUCAAGGCACGAUGCUGGUACUUUAUUCCUUUUGUGAUCGGUGGAAUCUUUCAAAUAAUUGGAUAUCUCUGCCGGAUCAUCGCCCAUAAUGAUCUGAGCUCCGUUACCAUCUAUGCUCUACAAUCAGUUAUGACUCUUCUUGCACCAACCUUGUAUGCUGCUAGUAUUUAUAUGGUCCUGGGACGCUUGGUUUCUUACCUUCAUGCUGAGCACCUUUCUUUGGUCCCCGUCAAGUGGAUGACCAAGAUCUUCGUUGCGGGUGAUGUCUUUUCAUUCAUGAUGCAAUCAGCAGGAGGUGGCCUCAUGGCUAGCAAAAAGACUAGUACCCGAAACACUGGAUCCAAUGUGGUCAUCGGUGGUCUGGUUGUUCAACUCCUCUUCUUCGGCUUCUUCGUCGUCGUCGCAGCCGUUUUCCACAUGCGGAUCACUAAGCAGCCGACAGCGAAAUCAUCAACAGAGCGUCAAACUACUCGAAACCAGGGCUGGAGACAGCGAAACUGGGCUACUGUGCUUCUGGCGCUGUACGUCGUCAGUAUCCUUAUCUUGAUUCGGUCCAUUUUCCGCCUGAUCGAGUAUAAGUAUGGAUUUGAUGGAUACAUCAUGACACAUGAAGCAUUUUCUUAUGUCUUUGAUGCGACAAUCAUGUUCAUUGCGAUGAUCGUGAUGAACGUUUAUCACCCGGCGGUUAUUUUGGGAGAUGGGAAAAGUGACAGAAUCCCGGAUUCUUAUGAUUUGCCGCUUUAG